GCGCUCCGCAGCCCAAAUGUACGUGCGUGCGGGAUCACACAUUAAUCGACUAUUAAUUAUUAUUGUGCUACAGUGACAUUAAUUGCACUUGUUGAUCGGUGGUCGCGUUUGUGAUUUUUUGCGUCCGACUAAGAGUGCUCCGUGGAGUUUCUCUCAUUAACCUGAACAACAAUGCAAAUCAGUGCGAGUUAGUGUAGUGUGGGACACUUUGCAGUGAGUGAUGACGUCAUGAUGUAACAGUGGUUCGGUACAAUGUGGUCGGUCAAGUGGCGGCUGAUGCUGAUGCUGGCGGCGGUCUGGGCGCAAGAGGGCGAGUGGAGCGAGGAUGCUGAGGACUUGGUGUCGACAGUGGACGUUGACGCGGUGCUUGGGCGCACGGCGUCGCUGCCGUGUGACGUCACGCCCGACACGAACGAGGACCGUGUUUACAUGGUGCUCUGGUUCCGCGCCGGGAAGGCCACCGGAGGGAAACCCAUAUACAGUUUCGACGUUCGGGGCCGGUCGUUCAACAAGGCGCUGCAGUGGUCGGACCCCAACGCGUUUGGUCCGCGGGCCUACUUUGCGACCGUGGCCCGGCCGGCUUCUCUGACCCUGGACACGGUGCAGUUGGAUGAUGAGGGCGUGUACCGGUGUAGAGUCGACUUCAAGAACUCGCCGACCAGAAACUUCCAGAUCCGCCUCGCUGUUAUUGUGCCACCACACCAGCUUAUCCUGUACGACAAGUCGGGACGGGACGUGUCUGGAGUAGUCGGCCCUUUAGAAGAGGGAAACGAGCUGGUGCUGGUCUGCGAAGUCAGAGGAGGUCGUCCAGCACCAACAGUGAUGUGGCUCAUAAACGGGACCCCAGCGUCCCAGUACAUCGGUGAGAAGACUGACACCCACGUCGUGGUCAACCGGCUGGAGUUGCCACACGUGAAAAGAAGCCAUUUGAACACUACCUUCAAGUGUAGAGCCUCAAACACUAAUCUAGUCAGCCCGCAGGAGAAGACUGUUAGGCUGGAAAUGAAUUUAAGACCAACCCUAGUAGAAAUAUUAAACAAACCAGCAACACUAUCUUCAGAGAGGUACAUCAGCCUCACGUGCGUCUCCGAAGGCAGUAGACCACCAGCUCAGCUCACGUGGUACAAAGAAAACAGAAAAUUUAAGAGGGGAAAGAUAACCGAAAGCAUGAACGAGACGUGGGUGAGCAGCAACCUCCAGUUCAUGCCUCUGCCGGAGGACGACGGCGUGCAAGUCAAGUGCCAAGCCGACAACAGCGCGCUGCCCGGGCAGAGCAUUGAGGAUGCCUUCAAGCUGGACGUUGUGUAUCCGCCGGUGGUGUCACUGUCCCUCGGCAGCACGCUCAACCCCCACGACAUCAAGGAGGGCGAUGACGUGUACUUCGAGUGCUCGGUCCGCGCCAACCCCAGGGAACACCGCAUCUCCUGGUACCAUAACGACAAGCCAGUUCUCCACAACGUGGUGGCAGGCAUCAUCGUCAGCACGAAGUCCCUGGUGCUACAGAAGGUGACAAGAGACCACGGAGGAGAGUACUCCUGCAGGGCCACCAACGCGCUGGGAGAGACUGCCAGUGAAACCACGCAUCUGAGCAUACAGUAUGCCCCAGUGUGCGCCCACAUAUCGCCACAAGUCCUCGGCGCACAGAUAGAAGAAGCGCUACGCGUGCGCUGCUCUGUAACUGCCAACCCGCCUGAUGUGACGUUUUUCUGGCAGUUCAAUAAUAGCGGGGAGAGCCUGGACGUCUCUCCUACGAAGUUUGGUACCGCAAACGGCAGCACCAGUGAGCUGAGCUACAAACCGCAGAGCGAGCGAGACUACGGCACUCUGAGCUGCCGAGGGACCAACUCGGUGGGCCGACAACUGGAGCCUUGCGUCUUCCAGAUUGUUCCAGCAGCCAGGCCAACAGCUCCCCGGAACUGCUCCCUCCAAGCGGGCAACAACAGCAUAGAGGGCGCUGGUUGGCUGCGCGUGCGCUGCGUGGCUGGCUACGACGGCGGUCUUCCGCAGACGUUCAUACUGGAGGCGCUGGAUCCCAUCACUGGGAUGACGCGCUUCAACGGAAGUGUCAAUGAUACGGCUCCCCGCAACUGCUCCCUCCAAGCGAGAAACAACAGUAUAGAGGGCGCUGGUUGGCUGCGCGUGCGCUGCGUGGCUGGCUACGACGGCGGUCUUCCGCAGACGUUCAUACUUGAGGCGCUGGAUCCCAUCACUGGGAAGACGCGCUUCAACGGGAGUGUCAAUGAUACGGAUGGCGUAGCCACCUUCAAACUGGAUCUGGCUCAGCUGUCAUCGGUGGGAGACGGAGACAGUACCACUUUCAACCUGCUCAUCUACGCCAGGAAUCUUAAAGGAGAAUCUGAGAAGACACUGCUCGAGAAUAUUGCUUUCAAUGAUGCUGCUAGAAGAACAGACGGCAAAGGUGCCAUUGGUGGCAUCACCCUGGGUGUGGUUGUAGCAGCGAUCCUUGGGGCAGUUCUUGCAGCAGGGGGCAUUGCCUUGGCAGCACUUUGUGCAAGAAGACGACGCUCCCAGCCGCCACACAAACACCCCCCAGGGGAUAUGCUGGAGCUGAGCGAUGGGGGGAGAAGAUACGUGGUGGCCUACACCAUCAAACCCUCGCCCGAUUUGAAAACGCCGGAUCCUCAGCCUGAUAUACUGAAUGCACCAGAUGCUGACAAUCAAACGGUACAGCCAUUGUCUGUAGAAGCUGAAGAGUGGCCUAGUAUAAAAGAAGUAAGAGGAGACUGGACUAAAACUGGAGCAGUAUUUUCAGCGGAAGAUUUAGCUCUACUUGACUCUACUGGACGGCCUCAACAGCUCACACCAGGCAGUGACAUAGAGCCAAGCAGUAGGCAAGAAGACGUUCUGAAUCAGAAUAUGAACACCCUAGGAAAUAAUUUUAGGCCUAACUACGCUAUGAGCAACAGCCCCACAUUAGGCAGUCCCAAUUUUGUCUGUCCCAAUGGUAAUGUAGGGACUUUUGGGAGUCAGAACCUAACACUAAGUGGACCCACGUUAAGUUCUGGGAGUAUUGCAACUUCUACGCUACACAGAACUAAGGGUAAAGGUAAUGCUAGAAGAAGAGAGCAUGUUCUUGCAGAAAAUUUACCAGGACCUGAAAGUUGUGUGUGAAAAUUACACUCGCCCAAUUCCUUUGCAACAGGAUAACUAAAAAGAUGUUCCGAUGUACAUUUUUGUAUGCGCCUAGCGAAUUUUUUAAACAAUUUUACAAAAAAGAGGUCCACAGUUAUAGGAGUAUGGACUUAAGAACAAUUACUGCUUAAUAAUGAUUAAUGAGAUAAAUUCUUUAUAAAAUACAACAUAAUAUUAAUGUUGUGUAUCUUGGAUUGUAUUUCCCGCCUUUGUGUAUGACAUCAGUAACCGUGAUAGAAUAAUUUUAGUAAUUAUUAUUAUUAAAUCUACGAAUCUUGAUUUGUCGGUCUAAUCUUUGCUCAAAAGACUGUAAAUAUUUUAUAGGGAAUCGUAUUUUUUCAAAGAGUGUCCAGUCUCAUAAAUAAAUUAUUAUUUCAGCUAACCAAAACUGCUAGAGUGGCGCUCUUGUCUCAAUAGUAAAUUGUAAAUGUACUUUGUAAAUUGUAUGCGAAGCUUUGUAGAAAUUCCUAUUUGUUUUUAAAAAAAAUCGGUUGUGUAAUUGUACAUAUAAAUAGAUCUAUAACCAAAGAUGUAUAGUUGGUCGUAAGAUGGUAGUGUAAGGCUUUUGUUUUCUUUGUUUAUGUGGAAGAAUGUAUAGGUCAUGUAAAUACUCAUUACUAUAAAUGUGUAGGAGACAAUUUUAGAAACACACAUUGAUGUAUUAUGGCGUCGGC
Ostrinia nubilalis (European corn borer) is the source of this 3827-nucleotide messenger RNA. RefSeq lists its product as uncharacterized. Lineage: Eukaryota; Metazoa; Arthropoda; Insecta; Lepidoptera; Crambidae. The transcript is spliced from 19 exons. Bases 253 to 3132 code for a protein of 959 amino acids. The record is from RefSeq and is a predicted model, not a curated record.